Messenger RNA from Vespa crabro (European hornet), 3755 nucleotides. RefSeq names its product glucose dehydrogenase [FAD, quinone]-like. The transcript is spliced from 3 exons. Gene Ontology annotation, molecular function: oxidoreductase activity, acting on CH-OH group of donors; flavin adenine dinucleotide binding. The record is from RefSeq and is a predicted model, not a curated record. NCBI's taxonomy places the organism in Eukaryota, Metazoa, Arthropoda, Insecta, Hymenoptera, Vespidae. Bases 198 to 2111 code for a protein of 637 amino acids.
GAAAAAUAAUUCAAAAAACCAAUAAAAUUAUUGAUUAAGGUAAAAAUCCUUUUUGUGAGAUUACUCCAGUUUCGAUUUGAUAUAAGUGAAAAACGACAAACCCUUAAAAAGUGAACAAGUUAUUGACUCAGAGGAAUUACUGCAUCUCUGUUUUCCUACAAUUGAAGAAAAAACAAGCUUACAAAAAGUCAAUAUCAAUGAUGACGAACACUAUGACAACUGCAGCAGCAGCGAUACAAAUGAAUAUGUUUGCGCUCGGUAUUGGAAAACUGAGUAUCAUACCGAUUCUAAUAUCUGCCUUAACUUACUUCAAUUAUUAUCUAAUGGAUCCCGAAAAUCAACCACGAGUCACAAAAAAUCUAUUAAAGGAAUACGAUUUCGUAGUGGUCGGUGGCGGUUCAGCUGGUAGCGUUGUUGUUAACAGAUUAACAGAGAAUCCAGAAUGGAGUGUUCUUCUUUUAGAAGCGGGUGGUCACGAAACCGAGAUUACGGACAUACCGAUUUUGUCUCUCUAUUUACACAAAAGCAAAUUGGAUUGGAAGUAUAGAGCUCAAUCACAAGAUAGUGCUUGCCAAGCAAUGAAUGAUCAACGUAGUUGUUGGACCCGAGGGAAGGUAUUAGGAGGUUCAAGCGUACUUAAUACCAUGUUGUAUAUUCGUGGGAAUCGUCGUGACUUUGAUCAAUGGGAAAGCUUUGGUAACCCUGGUUGGGGAUAUGACGAUGUACUCCCAUACUUUAAAAAAUCACAGGAUCAAAGAAACCCAUAUUUAGCGCGGAACACCAAAUACCACAGCACAGGUGGGUAUUUAACUAUUCAAGACAGUCCCUAUAAUACGCCUCUGGGUCCUGCCUAUCUUCAAGCUGCAGAAGAAAUGGGUUAUAAAAUCGUGGAUGUAAAUGGCCAACAACAAACGGGAUUCGCAUUCUUUCAAUAUACAAUGCGCAGGGGCGCUAGGUGUAGUUCAGCCAAGGCAUUUGUACGUCCCAUCAAAUUUCGAAAGAAUUUUCACCUAUCGUUAUGGAGCCAUGUUACGCGUGUUCUCAUAGAUCCAAGUACCAAAAGAGCAUACGGUGUAGAAUUUAUUAGGAAUGGUCGUAUUGAGACCGUAUUAGCGAAGAAAGAAGUUAUACUUUCGGCAGGUGCUAUAAACACCCCUCAAUUAUUGAUGCUGUCUGGAAUUGGAGUUAAGAAUCACCUCGAAGAUCUUGGUAUUCCAGUGAUUCAGGAUUCACCUGGUGUUGGACAGAACCUUCAAGAUCAUAUAGCCCUUGGUGGUCUUACCUUCCUUGUCGAACCCAAGAUCAGCUUGGUAUUCACUCGUUUGAUGAGCAUAAAUACAGCAUUGAGAUAUGCAAUUACUGAGAACGGUCCUCUAACUUCGAGUGUUGGUCUCGAAGUAGUAGGCUUUUUAUCCACCAAAUAUGCUAAUCAGACGGAUGAUUGGCCUGAUAUAGAGUUCCUAAUUACCUCCAUCACUAUAAAUAGCUCAGGUAAAGUAUCAAAAAAUGCUUUUUGCUUAAAGGACAAUUUUUACGAUGAAGUCUAUGGAGGGAUCACUAAUCGUGAUAGUUUUCAUAUCAUUCCUAUGAUUCUAAGACCUAAAUCUCGUGGAUAUGUGAAAUUAAAGUCGAAAAAUCCGCUCGAUUAUCCAUUAAUGUAUCACAAUUAUUUGACGAAUCCUGAUGAUGUUAAUGUUUUACGUGAAGGAGUCAAAGCAGCAAUUGCAUUUGCUGAGACGAGUAGCCUGAAAAGAUUAGGAACAAGAUUUCACAGUAAGCCAUUGCCAAAUUGUAAACAUCUUCCAAUGUUCACGGAUGAAUAUUGGGAAUGUGCAAUUCGUCAAUACACAAUGACAAUUUAUCACAUGAGCUGUACUGCGAAAAUGGGUCCACGAUCCGAUCCAAUGGCGGUCGUAGAUCCCUCUUUAAAAGUAUAUGGAGUAGAAGGACUUCGAGUGAUCGAUGCUUCGAUCAUGCCUACGAUCACUAGUGGAAAUAUCAAUGCACCUGUGAUAAUGAUUGGUGAAAAGGGUUCGGAUCUCAUAAAAAAGGAUUGGAUGUCUAGACGAAAGAGAACUAAUGAGACUAUCUCAGGUUCUUUCAAUCAAUAAUAGAUAUUUUGGAUAGUUCAUCGAAUGAAAGUAAAUUAAAUAUUUUUAUUAUUACGUCAUAUAAAAUAAUUACGAGAAUAGAUAGAAAGCUUUAAUAUGUUGCUUUAUAAGGCUUAUGAUUACUAUUUGUUUUUUUGUUGUAAGAAUGAUGUUCUAUACAGAUAAUAUGUGCUUAAUCAAAAUCUAUUUAUAUCAUUUAACUAUCCUAACCAAAUUAACUGUAAAUUGUUAGAGAUGAUUUAUAUUUUUAAAAACUCUAUAAUCGAAUUUGUUUGCAUGUUAUCCAUUUGGAGUUAACAUUUAUUACAUCUUGGGAUUUUACAACGAAGAAUUGUAGUUGGCCCUCUUACUUCUUUUCCUUUUUUCUUGUUUUGUAAUUUUUUACCUAUAGAAUGUAAGAUAGGAUGUUCUCCCUUUUACAUCCUUAUCAUUCUUAACAUAAACAUGAAGAAAUUUCUUUUUUAUAAUCUUAGUGACUAUACAUUAUAUAAUAGCCAAUCUCUUCUUAUAUAAAUGCCAAGCAUGUAUUAUUUUUAAAUUCAACUAUAGACGCCAAUAUCAAUAAUAUCAUCUUUUUGAAUGAAUUUUUAUCCGGUACAAUGCAAUUAAUCAGUCGACUAAGUUUACCUCAUCCGUGAAUUUAUUCUAUAACGCUACUAUAUUUGGGCUUUCAAGAUCAAUACUUUCCUAAGUCUUUUUGUUCCAUCUCUUUAAUGUACUUGUUAGCUGUGCUCCAUAAUAUGUAUUUAUUACAGUCACACCAUCUAUAUUUAUACAGUAUACUUCUUAACUGUUUUUCUUUUUCGCUACUUCAUCAGAAUGAAUAAUUUUUCAAUUUAUUUGACCGUACAGUUGCAAUGUUUUGAAUUUCGAUUUUGUUAAGUUCUACUACUAAAUCAAAACUUUUUAAUAACAAUUGUCUAUAUAAAUUUUGUGAAAUAAUAUUCUUAAUACAAUUUUGGAGAGAAUUAACGCUCCCAUUAAUUUUUUUUUUCUAUCUGCGCAAAACCUACCAUUCCUACGAACAUAGAAUUUUUAAAGAUAUCGCAGUAUGACAAUAUUACCAAUUACCACAAAUCCUUCACAUAAUAGAAUAUUUAUUAUCAAUCUCUGUAUAAUUAUACGAUUGAACAAUUUAAUCAAAUUUUAAUAAAACUUCGUAUACACUAGAGGGUUGAUGUCAGUAAGCGUAAGUAAGUGUUAGUGAUUAGAAUAAAAAUCUUUUUGAGAUUUUACUUCAUUAUUUACAAAAUAAACGUAACACCUACAAAUUAUUGGAUUAUCUAUGUAGGAAUAACGUGGCAGCAUACUACUCUGUCAAACAAUUAAUAAGUGCAGCAGGUAUCAACGAGUUUUUCGCACUAGAACUUAUUUACACGUUAUUAGAGAGAGCAGUAAGAAAAAUUCUUACAAAAUGUUAUUUAAGAAAAUUAAAUAUUAUUUUUGUUUUCAAUGUAUUAAACUAAAAGAAACAAGGUAAAUUUUCUACAAGUGUCAACAACGUGUCAUAAAUACUGCAGGAAAUUUUUUUAUAUAAUAAAUUUUUUUAAACAUAUUAGUUUUCGUAACCAUAUGGCAAUACUAUCAUAUGUCAAGAAUUUCUGUUAAAGUUAAUUUUAUAUUAUAGCCAUUCAUACAUUUUUG